Dermacentor silvarum is the source of this 1926-nucleotide messenger RNA. RefSeq names its product protein-cysteine N-palmitoyltransferase HHAT. NCBI's taxonomy places the organism in Eukaryota, Metazoa, Arthropoda, Arachnida, Ixodida, Ixodidae. Gene Ontology annotation, cellular component: endoplasmic reticulum. The transcript is spliced from 11 exons. Gene Ontology annotation, biological process: protein palmitoylation. The coding region runs from base 220 to 1578 and encodes 452 amino acids. Gene Ontology annotation, molecular function: palmitoyltransferase activity. The record is from RefSeq and is a predicted model, not a curated record.
GCCUCACUCAGCAUAUUAGAAAAAUUCUCUUGAAAUGACUGCCGUGCUAACAGCUGCACAGUUCUCUGACACAAUUAAGCUUCUCAACGCUUUCGCAGAGCUUUGGGCCGUGCUGCUCGAAAGCUCGCCAAGGGAUCCGUUUCCUCGAGGAAGUAGACUCAAUAAGUCGGUGACUUGCCAGAUUUCUUGAGUGCUUCUUCGUGUCAGAACACUUGAGCGAUGGCCGAGGAACAGUGCGCGAUGAACUCUGGACGCCGGGAACUCUCUCCAAUGCAAAGGCGUGCGACCCGCUGUUUGCACUGGUUCGUCUGGAUUGCCAUGGUUGCCUACGCGAUGGGCCAUUUCGCCGCCAGCGAAGUCAACACGAGCCUCCCGCAGAAGCUGAUUUAUUUCGAAGGUGGCCCGCUCAGUCGUAGCUCGUACUACGGCGUCACGAGAUACUGGGACCUCACGGACCGGGAGUGGAGAGAGGGAAGGCUCUUCCUCGUGACGACCUGGCCCUGGCUUCUGCUGCACUCCGUCAUCGGUCGGGCACUUGCCCACGUGGUGCCAUCGCUGGUGCCCGGGUACCACGUGGCCUACUCGCUGAUCUUCGUGUCGCUCAAGUUUGGCUGGCACAGCGCCGCGUUCUUCGUCUUCGAGCACGGAGUGUUCUUCGCGCUGUCCUGGAUCGGUGUUCCCGUGCUGUGCUACGUGGUGGCCAUAGUCAUGGUGGCACACUACGACUUGUUCCGGCUCGACUUUUUCCUGAUGGAGAAACCGAAGCCAUCGCUAACAGUUCGUGAGAUCGCGAUGCUCGUCGCCGGCCUUCUGCGUUCUGGUGCUCACUUUCUGCUGAUGGACCUCAUGUGCCAUUACUUUUACAGCGCCGCGUUAACUCAAGCGCCUCACCUGGUAUCGAAGCUGGACAACACGAGCCUGCUGGGAUACGGUGCCAUCCUCAACAUCAUGUUCUACUCCAAGUAUCUCAUACAGUACGGCGUGUCUGGCGGUUGUGCUAGAAUCGAAGGCCAUAACCUUCCAGCACCUCCGAAAUGCGUCGCUAGGGGGCACCUGUGUUCGCACUUCUGGAGGUAUUUCGACCAUGGCCUGCACUUGUGGAUCAAAAAGUACGUAUACCUGCCCAUAGUGGGCACCGAAAGGAAAGUGCACUGGCGGCUCGUGGGCAUCGCUGCGGCCUUCACGUGCGUCUGGGUCUGGCACUCAAUGACCACUGCGGUCACCUUCUGGGCAUCGCUCAGCAUGGCCGGCGUAGCGGUCGAGGUGGCGAUGGCUCAAAUCAAGAAGCUGGACUGCGCCAAAAGCUUCGAGGCCAAAUACCUGAACCCCGAGCGAACAAGGAUUGUGAAGGCCAUCCUUGGGGCGCCCCACUACCUCCUUACCAUAUUUGCCUGCAUGUUUUAUUUGGUAGACAUGGAGACCACCACCAUAUUCUUCAGAAGGAUCAUUCUCGGAUUUCCGGUACCCCUGGUUCCGGUGCUGGUCUCCCUUUACUUCGGAGCCUACGCGUCACAGGACGUCAUGGAGUGGGAGGCAGCGUCGGCUGCUGCAAAAGUCACAGAGCCACGAGUCGUUUGAGGUGCACGAAUUAAAAACUGCCUCGGACCACUUCCGCAGACGAAGCAGCUGGACAUGUACGCAGCGGACUAGAAUGUAAAUUUUAUUGACGUGUUUGGACAUUAUUCAAGGAGCUUACGUGUGAUGUGAAAGGACUGACGAAGCAAGAACCUCUAGGUGAAUCGUGUGUACCCAAAUUCGUUUCUUUCUUUUUUCUUUUCAUCUGUACCACAAGCACGCCUGAUUACAAGAGACACGCCAGUGACGGAAACGUUAAGCGCAUUUCGCCGCUUGGUUAAAGACAGAAAUGUGCGCUUCUGCAUAGGUGGGGAACAGAAGAAUGUAAAUAAACCAUUCGGAAGCUGGAUC